AAGAGCUGGACUCUCACUGCUAUUUUGACAGUUGCAGUAAGAAAUCUCUCCAUGCCUUCUCUCUUUUCGUUUUUUCUUUUUUUUAUUCUGGGAAAUCCCAUACUUGAAAUGCCUCUAAAGAGGUGGAGAAUAAAGCUCAAUCCCAGAGACACAGAUCUGUGAACGUUACCUUCAAACGACUCACGCCCCAAAGGAGUGUUUAAUCUUAUUCUGCAACUGACUGGCUGAGCAGAUUCUGUGAUUGUAAGCUACAAACCGUUUAGAAUGAAGAAAAUCCUAGAGACGUUAUGAAAGUGUGUAUGUUUCUAAUCCUUAGGAAAACACAUGGCUGAGACUUUGAUGUACCCUCCUCUAGCAGUGGAGAUGUACUGACUGCAGACUAUGGUAGAAGAAAGUUCUAUCAACUUGUUUUGAUUGUGUCCAUAGAGCUAAAAUACUUCUAGAAACUAUGUCUGUGCUUGGUGUUUCCUCCAAGUUAAGACAGCCAGCUGUAGGAUCAAAGCCAAUACAUACAGCUCUACCUAUACCACAUGUUGGCAAGACCAUGUCACAGCAGUAUCCGUCAAGGUCCCUGGAGCUGACGAAGGCAGAGAAGUCACUGAAUUCUUGUCAGCUCAUGUUAAAGUCGUCCUGUGAUUUUGACGAGAAGAAAACUUUUCAAGGCAAUGUCAGAGAGGCUGAAGAUAGAAAGAUUUACACUGACUGGGCAAAUCACUACCUAGCAAAGUCUGGUCACAAGAGGCUGAUAAAGGAUUUACAACAAGACGUAGCUGAUGGUGUCCUGCUGGCAGAGAUCAUUCAGAUCAUUGCAAAUGAAAAAGUGGAAGACAUCAAUGGCUGUCCUAAGAGCCAGACCCAGAUGACUGAGAAUGUUGAUAUCUGUCUGAACUUUCUGGCAGCCCGAGGAGUUAAUUUGCAAGGCCUCUCUGCAGAAGAAAUAAGGAAUGGAAAUCUGAAAGCCAUUUUGGGACUGUUUUUCAGUCUGUCGCGUUUCAAGCAGCAGCAACAUCAGCAGCAGCAGUAUUACCAGUCACUGGUGGAGCUCCAGCAACAGGUGACACAUUCCCCUCCGCCUGCUGAAGGCAGUCAGCCCAAAACGCAGCAAGAUAUGCAGUCUAGUCUGGCAGCCAGAUAUGCAACUCAGUCUAAUCACAGUGGGAUUGCAACAAGUCAAAAAAAGACUACUAGACUUCCAGGACCUUCCAGGGUGCCAGCUGCAGGCAGCAGUACCAAGGUUCAGGGAACAGCUAAUCUGAAUCGAAGAAGCCAGAGCUUUAACAGCAUUGACAAGAACAAACCACCUCAAUAUGCAAACGGAAAUGAAAAAGAAUCACCAAAAGGCCCUCAACAGUCUGCAGGCAUGAAUGGAAAUGUGCAAUAUCCCACUAGCUCUGGUCAGCAAGUGGUUUCUGCUAUACCCUCUCCAAAUGCCAGUAAGCCUUGGCGCAGUAAAUCCAUGAAUGUUAAACAUAGUGCCACUACUACCAUGCUGUCUGUAAAGCAGCCUAGCCCUGCAACCUCUCCUACUCCCUCUCCUGAUAGACUAAAGCCCCCGUUGUCAGAAGGGAUUAAAACUAGUUCUUCUGGACAAAAAUCAAUGCUUGAAAAAUUUAAAUUAGUCAAUACUCGAGUUGGCUUGAGAUCCCAUUCUUCACCCACUGAGGUAAUUAUUGAGGAUGACUCCUUCUCAGAAUGUGGAGAAAAUGAAGUUGGCUCUGCCUUGAACAGCCCUAAAGUGUCACCUAAACUGGCUCCUCCAAAGGUUGGAAGCAAAAAUCUCAGCAAUAAAAAAGGGUUGCCUCAGCCAAAGGAUAAAGAAGAGAAGAGUAAAGAUAAAAAUAAACCAAAUGUGGAGAAAACUGCUAAGGAAGAAAAGGAACAGACAUCAGAAGGUUCAAAAAAGAGCUCCAAGAUUGCAAGCUUGAUCCCCAAAGGAAACAAAUCUGCACCAGUCAAAAAGGAGAGCUUGAUUCCUCAGUCAAGUGGAAUCCCUAAACCUGGGUCAAAAACGCCAGCAACAAAACAAACCACCUCCCCAGGUACUGCCCCCUCAAAAGAGCCUGAAAAAAGUAGGACUACCAAAGGCAGUCAGACACUGUCAACACCGAAAUCUACAAGCAGUGAUAAAGUAGCUACACCCACUGAAGGGAAGGUCUCUGGUUCUUCCAAUACCCACCUGGCCACAACAGGUUCGUCUGGUGCUGGUGUCCAGUUCACAGGAAAUGGGGCUGUACAGCUUCCUCAGCAACAGUACUCACACCCUAAUACUGCAACUGUGGCACCGUUCAUCUACAGAACACUCUCGGAAAAUGAGACCACUUCCUUAACAUCUUCUGAUUCCUGCACAAGCCCAACUAAAAGUGAAUCAUUAUAUAGUAAGACAGCCAAACAGUGCCUGGAGGAAAUUUCUGGUGAAGAUCCAGAAGCGCGGAGAAUGAGAACUGUGAAGAAUAUAGCAGAUCUUAGGCAAAAUCUAGAAGAAACCAUGUCUAGUUUACGUGGGACUCAGAUUAGUCACAGCACACUUGAAACAACUUUUGAUAGCACAGUAACAACUGAAGUAAGUGGGAGAAGUUUGCCAAGUCUGACUGGUCGAUCCUCUGCAGUGACAUGGAGACUUGGACAGUCUAGCCCAAGGCUUCAAGCGGGUGAUGCCCCAUCUUUUGUUGGUGCUUAUCCUAGAAGUAAUACUGGACGCUUCAUCCACACAGACCCAUCACGCUUCAUGUACACUACACCUCUUCGGCGUGCUGCUGUUUCCCGGCUUGGAAACUUAUCACAAGUUGACAUCUGUGAGAAGGGAAACCAUGACCUUGACAUGUCUUCAGAUGUGGAUGUAGGUGGCUAUAUGAGUGAUGGUGACAUUCUUGGAAAGAGUCUAAGAUCCGAUGACAUCAAUAGUGGGUAUUUAACGGAUGGUGGACUGAACUUGUACACCAGAAGUCUUAAUAGGAUACCUGAUCUUACAACAUCUCGUGAUGUCAUUCAUAGAGGGGUGCAUGAUAUUGCUGUUGACGCAGAUAGCUGGGAUGACAGCAGUUCUGCUAGCAGCGGCCUUAGUGACACACUUGAUAACCUCAGCACUGAUGACCUGAAUACAUCCUCUAUUGGUUCCUAUUCCAAUGCGGUUUCCCCUCGGAAAGCGAAUCAUACUUCGCUAAAGACAGAAGCUGAGAAGACUUGGUGCAAUGAUGAGCUGAAGAAACAAGAUGAUGAAUAUGACAUCAGUAUAGAGAGUGGCAAAUGGAAAGGACUUUCAUCUGGGCUGUCUGAUGACUCCGAAAAAGGAGGACAGAAGUCUUUAUCCAUCUCUCAAACUGGGUCAUGGAGGCGAGGAAUGACUGCCCAAAUAGGAACUACAUCAUCCAGGCACAAAUCUGGAAGCAGCUCCUUAAAAACGCCAGGAAAAACAGAUGAUGUUAAAGCUUCUGAAAAAGUGAAAGCCCCACUUAAAGGUGGCCCAUUGCAGCGCUCCCCCUCAGAUGCAGGAAAAAGCAGUGGAGAUGAAGGUAAAAAGCCACCUUCUGGAAUUGCACGACCAACAGCCACUGGAUCAUUUGGCUUUAAGAAGACCGGGGUUGGUUCACCCACUGUAUCUGGAAGUGGGGCUACUAUUACAAGUGGAUCUGCUACACUUGGAAAAAUGCCCAAAUCAUCAGGAAUUGGAGGAAAAGGUGCUGGUAGGAAGACAAGUCUCGAUGGUUCACAAAAUCAAGAUGAUGGCGUGUUGCUGUCCAACUCCAAGGCCACUCUGCAGUAUCGCAGCUUACCUCGUCCUUCUAAGUCCAGUACUAGUAGUAUUCCAGGACGGGGAGGACACAGGUCAAGUACAAGUAGCAUUGAUUCAAAUGUCAGCAGCAAAUCAGCUGGUGCAGCGGGCACAAAACUAAGAGAACCAUCAAAAAUCUCAGAGCGCUCCAGCCCUGUCAAUAUCAAUCAGACAGACAAGGACAAAGAAAAGGUGUCAGACUCAGAAAGUGUCUCUUUGUCAAACUCUCCGAAAUCAAGUCCGACAUCAGCCAGUGCCUGCAGUACUCAAGGUCUGAGACAGCCAGGAUCAAAAUAUCCUGAUAUUGCUUCUCCAACAUUCCGAAGAUUAUUUGGUACAAAAGCAGGAAAUAAACCCUCUUCCCCAGUCAGUGGUGAUGCUGCGAAGUCUGCUUCAGUCAUGUCCAGCCCCAGCAACACAUCCUUGGCUAGACAAGGCAGUUUGGAUUCUCCAUCAUCUGGUACAGGUAGCAUGGGAAGCGCUGGAGGACAGAGUGGAAGCAGCAGCCCCUUGUUCAGCAAACCCAAUGAAUUAACCCCUGACGUUAUAAGCUUAGGACAUUCCUUGGCCUCCAGCCCAGCUUCCGUACAUUCGUUUACAUCGGGUGGCCAAGUAUGGACAACAAAUUUGAGCAGUUCUUCUGCUGGUAGUAAAGAUACUUCUAGUUACCAGUCUAUGACGAGCCUUCAUACCAGCUCAGAGUCCAUAGAUUUACCUCUUAGUCAUCAUGGAUCACUAUCUGGAUUGACAACAUGUACACAAGAACUACAAAGCAUGCUUAUGCGGACUGGUAGUGUGAGAUCAACUCUUUCAGAAAGGAGUUAUCUUUAUCUUAACAGUUUGCAACUUGACCGAAACACCCUGCCCAAAAAGGGACUGAGAUACACUCCAUCAUCUCGACAGACCAGUCAGGAGGAGGGUAAGGAGUGGUUGCGUUCUCAUUCCACUGGUGGGCUCCAAGACACCGGCAGUCAGUCCCCGCUCGUCUCCCCAUCAGGCAUGUCCUCCUCUACUGGUGGGAAAUAUCACUAUUCCAAUUUGGUAAGCCCCACUAACCUCUCACAGUUUACAAUCCCUGGACCAAACAUGAUGCGAUCAAAUAGCAUUCCAGCACAAGAUGCUUCCUUUGAAUUGUAUGAAGACUCACAGUUGGGAGGAAGUGCUACCUCAUUAGAGGACAGACCAAGGGCUAUCAGCCACUCAGGUUCCUUCCGGGACAGCAUGGAAGAAGUGCAUGGAUCGUCAUUAUCGCUGGUUUCUAGCACAUCAUCUCUUUAUUCCACUGCUGAAGAGAAGGCUCACUCAGAGAUACAAAAAUUGCGUAGGGAACUGAUAGCGUCACAAGAAAAAGUUGCUACAUUGACAUCUCAGCUAUCGGCUAAUUCUCAUUUAGUGGCAGCUUUUGAGAAGAGCUUAGGAAAUAUGACUGGCCGACUGCAAAGCCUUACAAUGACAGCUGAACAAAAGGACUCAGAGCUUAUUGAGCUUCGAGAGACAAUAGAUUUGCUGAAGGCUCAGAAUUCAGCCGCACAAGCUGCUAUACAGGGAGCACUGAAUGGUUCAGAUCACCACAGUAAAGAAAUCGAGACUCAUCAGACCAGGCAACAUUUUUCCAGUCUUCAACAGUCCAAUUUUGAUAUGCGGAUUAGAAGACAGCACUCUUCUGAAAGUGUCUCUAGCAUCAAUAGUGCUACAAGUCAUUCUAGCAUCGGUAGUGGCAAUGAUGUUGAUUCCAAGAAGAAGAAAAAGAAAAGUUGGUUGAGAAGCUCCUUCAAGCAAGCCUUUGGUAAGAAAAAGUCCAACAAACCACCGUCUUCCCAUUCAGAUAUUGAAGAGCUUACGGAUUCUUCAGUACCAUCUUCUCCAAAAUUACAACAUAAUUCUGCAGAUUCCAGCUGUUCUACAUUAAAACAAUCGCCAUCCAACUCAGAGAUCUGUGAAUGUACUGAAGCAGAAGCUGAGAUUAUUCUACAGCUCAAAGGUGAACUUCGGGAAAAAGAGCUCAAAUUAACAGACAUACGCCUUGAAGCCCUCAGUUCUGCUCAUCACCUUGACCAAAUCAGAGAAGCAAUGAACCGUAUGCAGAAUGAAAUUGAAAUACUUAAAGCUGAGAACGACAGGUUAAAAGCUGAGACAAACACCCCAGGAAAAGAAGCAAAACCGUCCUCUGAAUCAUCCAGUUGUGCAUCAUCUUCCUCUUCACGGCAGUCUCUCGGUCUUUCGUUAAAUAAUCUGAAUAUAGCAGAAACCAUAGCAACAGAUAUUUUAUUAGAUGAUGCUAAAGAUUCUAGAAAUGGAACAUGCCACAAAGAAGGGAGAAGUGUCAAAAUUAUAGUUUCUAUUAACAGAGGAUUUGGAAAGACCAAGGAUGCAAAAAGUCAUCAAUAUUUAAUUGGAUCUAUUGGUGUCAGUGGGAAAACUAAAUGGGAUGUCCUAGAUGCAGUUAUUAGACGUCUAUUUAAGGAAUAUGUAUACCGUGUGGAUCCAGCUUCUAGUUUAGGUUUAACCUCAGAUGCCAUCACCAGUUAUAGUAUUGGUGAUAUAGUUAGAUCGAAUAACACAGAAGUGCCUGAAAUGUUACCUUGUGGAUACCUGGUUGGAGAUAAUAUCAUCACUGUGAACUUAAAAGGUGUAGAAGAAAACAGCCUGGACAGUUUUGUGUUUGAUACCCUUAUUCCUAAACCAAUUACUCAGCGUUACUUUAAUUUAUUGAUGGAACACCGCAGAAUUAUAUUAUCCGGACCCAGUGGAACAGGAAAGACAUAUCUGGCUAACAAACUUGCAGAAUAUGUUGUAAAUAAAAGUGGCAGAAAGAAAAUUGAGGAAGCGGUUGCAACCUUUAAUGUGGAUCACAAAUCAAGUAAAGAAUUGCGUCAGUAUCUAGCCAAUCUUGCAGAUCAGUGCAGUGCCGACAAUGAUACUGAUCCGCCACUAGUGAUUAUCCUGGAUAAUCUUCAUCAUAUAGGAUCGCUAAGUGAUAUCUUCAAUGGAUUCCUUAAUUGUAAAUACAGCAAAUGUCCAUACAUUAUUGGAACAAUGAAUCAAAGUAUUUUGUCAUCACCAAAUUUAGAAUUACACCACAACUUCAGAUGGGUGCUAUAUGCUAACCACAUGGAUCCAGUUAAAGGUUUUCUAGGAAGAUACUUGAGAAGGAAACUUAUUGAAAUGGAAAUAGAAAAAAGUUUAAGAAAUAAUGAUCUUAUAAAGAUAAUUGAAUGGAUUCCUAAGGCAUGGCACCACCUCAACAGCUUUCUGGAGACGCACAGUUCCUCUGAUGUCACAAUUGGUCCUCGUCUUUUCCUUUCCUGCCCAUUGGAUGUGGAUGGGUCCAGAAUAUGGUAUACAGACCUUUGGAAUUAUUCUGUCAUACCAUAUCUCCUAGAAGCAGUGAGAGAAGGACUUCAGAUGUAUGGUAAACGAGCCCCUUGGGAAGACCCAUCAAGGUGGAUAAUUGACACUUUCCCUUGGAUUUCUUCUUCGUCUCAGCGUCAAUGUCCAGCCUUACUACAGCUACAGCCAGAAGAUGUAGGGUAUGAUGGGUAUGUCACUGCCAAAGAGGGAACAACCUCCAGAAAUGUGCCAGACACUGACAAAGAUGGAGACCCACUGAUGAGUAUGCUAAUGCGUCUUCAAGAAGCAGCCAACUUCUCCAGUGGACAAAGCUGUGACAGCGAUGGUGCAAGUCACCACAAUGAAAGUUUAGAUCCUUCUGUUGAAUCAACCCUCUAGGAAGUCACCUCUGGAGGGUAUAUUAUUAUAGAUAAUAGUUUGGUCCAAUAGAUCACUUGCAUUGCAGAAGGAGCUCAACACCCUUACCAGGAUAAUGUGCUGGUAGGCAGGUGACUUGGCUCUGAAAAUUGCGUGAGGUGACAUAAUUGAAGUGGAUAGAUUGGAUUUGCUUCAUCAGUAUUUGAAGAUGAAUGGAGUGAUGAGAAUCUCAAUUAGUCAACUGGAAAAGGCCCAAGAUAUAAGGGCAGACAAGCAGAUUGCACAUUUGUUAGCCAAACUGGAAUGGUUUAGUUUUUUGAAAGGUUUACAGCACAGAUGUUUGUGUGUAAUGUGUGUUUUUUUUUUCUUUGACAUUAUGUAUCACUUGUGCAGUGUUUUUAAUCCACUUCAAACCUCUGAUGUAAGACAUUGUGCCGGUCACAUGACUACAUUAGUGAGAUUGUUGUGUACUGCCUCCAAACUAGAUAAUGCUCGUCAGAAAAGCACAAAAUGUAUUUGUGCAUCUAGAAGAAAAGCUACUGUGAUAUACUGGAUAAGUGCCAAUUGUAUAUCUGAACUGCCGUGCUCACAAUUCUGAAUUCCCCUGGCGUUAAGUCACUUGCUUCAAAUUGUCCUCAUCGCAACCACAGUGUUUUUGUAACCACCUGCUGCCCACUUACAUUUUUUUAUACAAAUUACUAAGGCUUCCCCCAGAGAGGCUUUUAUGUGAGCAUUGUGAGCAAAGAAAGGACAGGCAAAAGAAUAAAAAGUCAUAUGGUGCUGUCUCAUUGCCUUAAAAAUGUAUCUUAAUAGUCUUACCGUCAGAGUUCAGAAUCCGCUGAUGUGUCCUACAGUGUUUUCUCUCCCCAUUAACUUCAAAAUAUCAUUUAGUGUGGAACCUAAGCAUGUGUUCUUUUACAAAUGAGAACCAGUAAUGACUGCACAUUUGGAUGUUGUCUUAAUCUCAGAAAUACAGGUGAACAAUAGCACAUGUCUGCCAUCACAAAUGCAGAACAGAUAGUUUGAAAACUUUAAUUUUUUUGUGUAUUUGUAAAGGAGACAUUUGAAUGAACUCCCAGCAGAGCUGGGGGUAUCCGUUGAAGCAUGAGCACAAGUAGAUUUUUUUGCCCCUGUCUCUUAUAGUUCUAGGCAUGUUUGAGUUAUUCCUGUUUAAAGUUGGGUUUCUUAAUGUCAAGUAAGACUGAGGCAGUGUAGAAACUUUCAUAUAAUUAGGUUGGUUUUGCACAGUGUUUUGGGUGGGCUAUGUAUAUAGAUAUCAUGACAAUAACAAAGCCUUGCACCAUGCAAACAAAACCAGUUUGUACUUUAAUUUGUUGGUGUGUGUUUCAUGGAUUAAUAGCUAUGUUGUAAACAGAUCCAGAAUGCAACUGUUCAGACUGUUUUUCCCCCCAGUGUGCUUGCCCUGUGGUUAUUAUAACCAUGCAGGAGAUACAGUGUUACAUCAGCAUGUUUUAAAAAAAACUCUUAUGGAGCCAAUAUAUAUUACAAGGAAAUAACAGACCUAGAACAGAUUGCAUGAGACCUGAUUAACGAUACAAUUGGAAAUGCAAUGUAUCAACACAAUAAAAUACAUAAUUAUAUAAGGGCUAUGGCAUUGUGUAGAGAACAUGCAAUAGAAGCUACGUACCUUCUACAUAACUGGUGCUACACAAUACUCGUGGCCACCAUUUUGGUCAUCUACUGUAAUUCUUAUUCAAGAGCCAGGCUAUACAGCUCUUUUCUAAGGCAAGCUUUUCCUACACGGUGCUAUUGGCCCAUUGUACAAUCUUAAUUAUUGUUGUGCAUGUGCAAACGAAACGUUAAACUGACCUAAUGUAUACAAAGACAAUAUAUACUGUAGCUCAACAGGCUCCAUAUAUCUUGUCUUAGCUCAUGUCACCUGGAUUAGACGGCAAAUAUUUUCCUGACAUCUCUGACAUGCACACCAGACAUAACCUUGCAUAGAACUUCCUGCAAUACAUCUCAGUGAGUACAUGUCGUUUACAACAAAGAAAGAAAAUGUUUGUGAAACAUUUGUCUGUAUACAUUUUAUAUUUUGUACAUUUUUUUAUGUAACAUAUCAUGUAAAUAGACAGAAGCAGUGAAAUAAUUCAUCUGAAAAGUUUUGUAGUCUUUGUAAAGCCCUUACAAUACGUUUUGGUGUAAUCAAAAUCAAUUGAAUGAUGUAUUUUCUAUAAGUUGAUUGUUCUCCCAGCCUGUAAACCAGCUUGCAUCUAUUUUUUGCAGAUGUGCGCAGUGUAACUGUCUAAAUUAUUACUUUGCCAUUAAAGUGGAAUUAUUUAUUGAAUUGUCAUCUUUUC
Molecule: messenger RNA, 9798 nt
Organism: Bufo gargarizans (Asiatic toad)
Lineage: Eukaryota; Metazoa; Chordata; Amphibia; Anura; Bufonidae
Gene: NAV3
Product: neuron navigator 3
Exons: 39
Coding region: 449-7498 (2349 amino acids)
Biological process (GO): neurogenesis; nervous system development
Molecular function (GO): ATP binding; ATP hydrolysis activity; protein binding
Source: RefSeq, a predicted model, not a curated record